AUGGGAGGGGGAUACAGACAGAAACACACAAGUGCUGAGCAACCGUAUGCGCUGCGCUCGCCUGCUGCGGACGUUUGUGUUUGUUUGCUGACUGAAGUGUCCGGUGUUGUCGUCUGCCAAGGGGAAAUCGCCACCUAACAAAAGCUUCACUGUGUGUAGUCCAGCAACCGAAUACAGAGAGGAGAAACUAGAGAAAGUGUGCGGAGAACCAGCUUGCGUCUCCGCUGCAGAUCUGCAAAGGUGCAGUGCCAGGAGUUCAUACUUUGAUGGAUGCCGCUCACCUGUAGUACGUCUUGUGUAUAUACUGAAGCAAACCUUUAAGAGGACAGGACGAAUUGAUCGCUGACUACACAAGCUGUAUGGGGGUUCUGGUGUGUUGUGACUGUUUCUUCUACAGGAAAUCCAAAACGAAGCCCAAUGGAAAGAAAGCACCCACAGAAGAGAAGAAGCACUACCUGGAGCCAGAGUACACAAAAGUACGGGUCAUGGACUUUGACCUUAAGGAGUUGGUCUCACUCCCGACCAGAGAGAUAGACCUGAAUGAAUGGCUUGCCAGCAAUACAACAACCUUCUUCAAUCUCAUAAACCUGCAGUAUAGCACAAUCUCAGAGUUUUGCACUGGCGAAACAUGUCAAGCCAUGACGGCCUGCAACACUACAUACUACUGGUAUGACGAAAGAGGGAAGAAAUCAAAGUGCACAGCGCCUCAGUACGUGGACUUAGUUAUGAGUUUUGUGCAGAAAUUGGUGACGGACGAAGACAUUUUCCCCACAAAAUACGGCAAAGAAUUUCCCAACUCGUUCGAGUCUCUGAUAAAGAAGAUGUGCCGGUAUCUGUUUCACGUGCUGGCGCACAUCUACUGGGCACACUUUAAAGAGACCGUAGCUCUGGAGCUACAGGGACAUUUGAACACACUGUACGCACAUUUCAUCGUCUUUGUCAGGGAAUUCAACCUGGUCGACCCUAAGGAGACCUGCAUCAUGGACGACCUCACAGAGGUGCUGUGCACCCCCCUGCCCUCCCAUAUGAACAAUCACGUAACCGAAAGAUGAGCCGGUUGUCCCGGCGAUCAGCUCCUCGAAGAGGAGGACGAUGAUAAACGGUGCGAGGCCUCCUGCCUAAGGGCCUUUGUUGAGCUCCUCCAUUGCUUUUUAUUACCAUCUUAAAAAGAAUUGGUCAAAAGUAGGGGAUGGAGAUCUGCAGCUCUACCAGCACAGAUUGAUGUGAAUAUUUCCUCCAGGAUCAAACAAUCUGUCUACCUUAUUGUUUCUUUAGGAACAAUUUGUAUUUUUUAUUUUUUGCUUUUUCAUUAUUUUUGCGCAUGUGCUCUCUGAGGUAUUUUUUUGUAUGUAUUUGUUUAAGGGAAUGGUAUUUUUCUUUGCUCAACUGUGCCUUGGAUAUAUAACUAAGGUAUGGUCUGUUAUGCAAUAAUGUUUAGAAAAAUAUUGUAGACCUCUGGCUCCCCCUUGUGGAGGGAGUGAAGUCCGACUGACUGUUCAUGUUCAGCCUUAUUUCACAUAGUGACUUAUAUUCUAAACACCAUUUAUAACCCAUUUUCUUUUAUUUAAACACCUCUAGCACCAUUUCCAAACUUGUUUUUGCCAAUUCAAGUUUUUUUUAAGAUAUCUGGCAUUGUAAUUAUGUUGUUUUAGAGAGUCACACAAAGCCAGCAUCUACCUUAAGGGUUUUCAAAAUGUACCACCUUAAGAUGUACUCGUUAUCUGGAGAAAUAUUGAACUUGUUUAGCGGGUUUCUUGACAAGGACAUUUUUAUAAAAUCUGCAUGUCUGCUCAACUAGAUGCUGCAGAUGGAGGCAAAUAAUUGUUGCAUGGCAGUUGACUUGCUGUGUUGCAUUUAUUAUGAGACAGCAGCACAUAAUCCAGUGCAGCCACACCAUGUUUUUAUUUCAUUUUUUAAGUUAUGAGAGGUCAUAAAUGUGGCAUCCCGAACAUGUAGAACAUGCACACUUUCCCUUUUUUUAAGAAAUAGAUUGUAAGUAUAUAAAAAUCACAAUAAUUGCCUUUAGCGAAAGAGGUUUGACUUUCUCUUCUAUAUUUAUUUUGACUUUACUUUUUUAAUCUAUUGGCAGAGUUCUUCAGUUCUUGCUUUAAGUAUUUUAAUUAUCUAAGUUAAAAGCCACCUAAUAUUUUAAGCUCUGCGAAGUAUAAUCGAAUAAAAACGAGAAAUGCCACUUUA
Molecule: messenger RNA, 2196 nt
Organism: Misgurnus anguillicaudatus (oriental weatherfish)
Lineage: Eukaryota; Metazoa; Chordata; Actinopteri; Cypriniformes; Cobitidae
Gene: mob2a
Product: MOB kinase activator 2a
Source: RefSeq, a predicted model, not a curated record